AUGGAUAGAAAUGGAGAAUCAAUCUUUACAUCAUAUUUUUGGAGGGAAAUUAAUGAGUCAUUUUUCAUGGUUCACUCUCCUAUUAAUCUCUGUGAAAUCAAUCUCUUCAAAAAGAAAAGUAAUCAUUUUAUUCAUAAAAUAGUGUCUAAUUAUGUAAACGUAAAUUGUCAUAAAUUAUUAGAUAAAAUACUCAAAUUAAGUAACAGAUCUAAAUUAUCUUAAUUAAACUUUAUCAACUUAAAACAGAGACUUUCAUUACUUUUUUAAUCAAGAUAAUAACAUUCAGAACCCAUUUAAAAUUUAAUUGAUGAAUUAAUAGAUUAAAUUUGUUUUGCUCAUCUUAUUGAAGGAUUACAACAAUCAUAAGAUCUCAUUAAAAAUAUGUCUCAAAUGUCUGAGUAACAAUAAUAACUAAUUUAUCAUUAAGAAAAUUAAAUAUUAACUAAUUUACAUCAGAUGAUAGAUUGUCAAGAUGAAUUAGCUUAAUAGAUCCAAUCACUUGAAUAGUAACUUGAAUAACUUAACAAUUCAAAUUCUCUUUCAUAGUAAAAUUCUCCCUUUAUUUUAUUAGACUUGAAUAACAUGUUAAUGAAAUCAAUAAUACUCUAUUCUUCACCUACACUUCUUAAAUUAUUCAAGAUCAUUCCAUCAAAUUAACCAGAAUCAGAAUUAAAAAUCAUUAAGAAGAACUAUCAAUAUUGAAGGAUCUAAUUAUUUUACAUCAAAAUUAUCAAGUUGCUGAAAGUAUUGGUAAAGCAACCUUUAAUGAAUCAAGUAAAAUUCAAAUUAACUAUUUUUUUAUAGGUAACACCAUUACUGUAAUCUUUGAUAAGUAUUUGAGUCAUACUUAAAUUGAUCUCAACUUAGAACAUUUCGCUAACCUUCAAAAAUUAAGAGAAGUACCUUAUGAAUUUUCUGAUUAAUUACCUGGUCUCAGAUCUGAUGUAAAUCUAUAUCUAUUCAUUUAGGAUGUUUUCGAAAUGUAGAUGUGUCAUUUUUGUAAAUAAAUGGUUGAUAUUAAAAAUCUUAAAUAGUGUUCAUAUAAUCAUUAUUCAAUGGGAUUAAAUGAAUACAAUGAAGAUUUAUUAAUUUGUUAAAGAUAUUAAAUUAAUGCAAAGUCUUAAUAAUAAUAUUUUUUAGAUCUUUAUUCUACCAAUUACAUUAUUGAAAGUAUGUUAAAUUAUAACUUAUUAUAGAUUAAUAGAUCUAAUGCAAAAGAUACUUUUGUUUUAAAUGCUUGAAGUAUGAAUUUGAUUCUUAUGAAACCACACAAUUUUUAUGGAUUUGUCCUCUAUGUAAAGUAAAUAUCUCACUAUUCCCAUUUAGGGAUUAUGUUCUUGUGUUAGAUGUUCAAAAAAUGAUAUUAUUUAUAAAUUAAAGAGGUAAUACCUAGAACUUAAUGGAGAUUUAGAUGAUAUUUAUUAAUCCUCUUACUUUGAAAUGCUUGUGUAGGAAAAACGAAAAUUAAUAAAAAACAUUCCUAUAGAAUUUAAUGUAUUUAAAACGAAAUAAGAAAACAAUGAUGAUACCUUAACACCAAAAAGUAAUCUUAAACAUAAAAAGUCAAUCACUAAAAGAAUGAUCAAAAAGAAGAUCAAAAAAAAUGAUUCCUUAAUGAAUUCAAAAUCACAUAAACUUACACAGAUGGAGAGUUCAUCAUCAUCAGAUAAAAUUAAAAUAUCAAAAGAAAUUAAAAGAAGAUCUUUAUUUUUUAAUAAUAAUCAUAAUGAUCCUUCUAACUAAUAAAUCUUUAUCUAAUGA
Messenger RNA from Paramecium sonneborni, 1761 nucleotides. The record is from the annotation of a GenBank genome assembly. Lineage: Eukaryota; Ciliophora; Oligohymenophorea; Peniculida; Parameciidae.